ACUAGAUCACAGUCAGCCGCAGAAGAUAUCGUCGCUCAUCAGGCUCCCCCCCAACGUUGGCAUUCGCUAUCUUUUACUUUUUCAUAUCCGUGUAGACUAUCUCACUGUUGUUUGUUUCAACACGUACAAUAUAUAAUUCCUUGACCUUGGAGCCAACUCUCCUUCCUUGACUCCCUCACCCUAAUCAUCUACUUCGAUACAUAGUUUACUUCCCAUUUUUAAUCCUCUGCUCUGUCGCAGUCAUGCAUGCACCAACCCUCCUUUCCCUUCUUCUACCCCUGAUAGGGACUACCGUUACUGUUGCACAACCACAACAACAGUCCCCAGCCUCGACAGCAACAACAACAACAAGCCUAGCAAUCCACACCGCCCCGGGCUCAGGGUACGUGUACUACGGCUGCUACAACGAGACCACAGGCCUGUCCGACACGACGGGCGCCCGCGCGCUCAACGGCGGCACCAACCUGGUGGCGCCGGGCAACAUGACGGUCGAGCUGUGCUGGCAGUUCUGUCGCACCGGCGCGGGCGACAGCAGCGGCGGCACGACGGGGCGGUUCAAGUUCGCUGGGUUGGAAUAUGCACGAGAAUGCUGGUGCGCCCAGGAGAUCUCGACGCUGUCGGACAAGUUCCCCGACAGCGCGUGCGAUCUUCCCUGCGAGGGCAACAAGACGCAGGCGUGCGGCGGGAAUCUGAAGCUGACGGUUUACAUGGCGGGUUCUGCGGCCGCUGCCCGGGUCGCAUGGGCUGCUGGGCUGGUUGCCUUUGGCGCAGUGUCUCUUGCAUUAUUGGUAUAAUCAUCCACACGAUGAUAGCCCAUGGUGGGGAUAUUGCUACAUUCUAACGGGGAGCGUUUCGGAUAGAACUUUAGAUACCUAUUUGGCGUGGGUUCCAGCGGAGAAAUAUACCUUA
Molecule: messenger RNA, 909 nt
Organism: Chaetomium strumarium
Lineage: Eukaryota; Fungi; Ascomycota; Sordariomycetes; Sordariales; Chaetomiaceae
Exons: 3
Coding region: 243-794 (183 amino acids)
Cellular component (GO): plasma membrane
Source: RefSeq, a predicted model, not a curated record